Messenger RNA from Echinops telfairi (small Madagascar hedgehog), 8254 nucleotides. RefSeq names its product Ral GTPase activating protein non-catalytic subunit beta (gene RALGAPB). Lineage: Eukaryota; Metazoa; Chordata; Mammalia; Afrosoricida; Tenrecidae. Gene Ontology annotation, biological process: activation of GTPase activity; regulation of small GTPase mediated signal transduction. Gene Ontology annotation, molecular function: GTPase activator activity. The record is from RefSeq and is a predicted model, not a curated record. Bases 17 to 4549 code for a protein of 1510 amino acids. The transcript is spliced from 31 exons.
GUACUUUAGUGGCACAAUGUACUCUGAGUGGAGGUCGCUCCAUUUGGUGAUUCAGAAUGAUCAGGGCCAUACCAGUGUGCUGCACAGCUAUCCUGAGAGUGUUGGGCGAGAGGUGGCAAACGCAGUGGUCCGUCCCCUUGGGCAGGCCUUAGGGACCCCUUCAGUGGCUGGUAGUGAGUGUUUGCUAAAGACCGACAAAGAAGUAAAAUGGACUAUGGAAGUAAUUUGUUAUGGACUGACCCUUCCAUUGGAUGGAGAAACUGUAAAAUACUGUGUUGAUGUGUAUACAGAAUGGAUUAUGGCUUUAGUGUUGCCGAAAGAUUCUAUUCCGUUACCGGUUGUUAAAGAGCCUAAUCUGUAUGUCCAAAGUAUACUGAAGCACCUGCAAAAUCUUUUUGUACCAAGGCAGGAACAGGGCUCCAAUCAAAUCCGACUAUGCUUACAAGUCCUGCGAGCCAUCCAGAAACUAGCCCAUGAGUCAUCCCUCAUGGCCCGAGAGACAUGGGAAGUCUUACUCUUGUUUCUUCUGCAGAUUAAUGACAUUCUUCUGGCCCCACCAACUAUUCAAGGUGGCAUUGCUGAGAAUCUAGCAGAGAAGUUGAUUGGUGUUCUCUUUGAGGUUUGGUUACUAGCUUGUACUCGGUGCUUCCCCACACCUCCUUACUGGAAAACAGCCAAGGAAAUGGUGGCUAACUGGAGGCAUCAUCCGGCGGUGGUGGAGCAGUGGAGCAAGGUCAUCUGUGCACUCACUUCAAGAUUGCUACGCUUUACAUACGGUCCUUCAUUCCCUCCAUUUAAAGUUCCUGAUGAGGAUGCCAGUCUGAUUCCUCCUGAUAUGGAUAAUGAGUGUGUUGCACAGACAUGGUUUCGAUUUUUACAUAUGUUAAGUAAUCCUGUGGAUUUGAGUCACCCAGCUAUUAUAAGCUCUACUCCCAAAUUUCAGGAACAGUUCUUGAAUGUCAGCGGAAUGCCACAAGAAUUGAAUCAGUAUCCCUGCCUUCAACAUCUGCCGCAAAUAUUUUUUCGUGCCAUGCGUGGAAUCAGCUGUCUAGUGGAUGCAUUCCUAGGUAUUUCUAGACCCCGAUCAGACAGUGCUCCCCCAACACCCGUGAAUAGAUUAAGUAUGCCUCAAAGCACUGCUGUCAGUACCACCCCGCCACAUAACCGGAGGCACCGGGCUGUUACUGUGAAUAAGGCUACCAUGAAGACAAGCACAGUUAGUACGGCUCAUGCCUCAAAAGUUCAGCACCAGACAUCCUCCACCUCUCCUCUGUCAAGUCCAAACCAGACCAGUUCAGAACCCCGGCCAUUGCCCGCACCUCGGAGACCAAAGGUUAACAGCAUCUUGAAUCUCUUCGGAUCAUGGUUAUUCGAUGCAGCAUUUGUACACUGUAAACUUCAUAAUGGGAUAAACAGAGACAACAGCAUGACUGCAUCUUUUAUCCAAAUUCUUCUUUCUUAUAAAUCUUCCAUUACGACACAAGCUAGCAUGGAGUUUCGACGGAAAGGGUCGCAAAUGUCCACAGACACCAUGGUUUCCAAUCCUAUGUUUGAUGCAAGUGACUUUCCCGAUAACUAUGAAGCAGGACGAGCCGAGGCUUGUGGGACACUGUGUAGGAUUUUUUGUAGCAAGAAGACUGGAGAAGAGAUUCUGCCAGCUUAUUUAUCCAGAUUUUACAUGCUUUUAAUUCAAGGUUUGCAGAUAAAUGAUUUUAUGUGCCAUCCUGUGUUGGCCAGCGUUAUUCUAAACUCUCCUCCUUUGUUCUGCUGUGACUUGAAAGGGAUUGAUGUUGUGGUUCCUUACUUUAUUUCAGCUCUUGAAACCAUUUUGCCUGACAGAGAACUCUCAAAAUUUAAAAGCUAUGUAAAUCCAACAGAAUUGAGAAGAUCUUCCAUUAAUAUCCUCCUUUCUUUGUUGCCCCUUCCUCAUCAUUUUGGCACAGUCAAAUCAGAGGUGGUCCUGGAAGGAAAGUUUAGUAAUGAUGACAACUCUUCAUAUGAUAAACCGAUAACUUUUCUGUCCCUCAAGUUGAGACUUGUGAAUAUACUAAUAGGUGCCUUGCAAACAGAAACAGACCCCAACAACACUCAAAUGAUAUUAGGGGCAAUGUUAAAUAUUGUUCAAGAUUCAGCACUUUUAGAAGCCAUUGGUUGCCAAAUGGAGAUGGGUGGUGGAGAAAAUAACUUGAAGAGUCAUAGUCGAACUAAUAGUGGUAUUAGUUCAGCAAGUGGUGGAAGCACAGAGCCCACAACUCCUGACAGUGAAAGACCUGCUCAGGCGCUCCUAAGGGAUUAUGGAUCCACAGCUCUUAAUACAGAUUCAGCUGCUGGGCUCCUGAUUCGCAGCAUUCACCUCGUCACUCAGAGACUCAACUCCCAGUGGCGGCAGGACAUGAGCAUCUCACUGGCAGCUCUCGAGCUCCUCUCUGGUCUGGCAAAGGUGAAGGUGCUGGUUGACUCAGGAGAACGGAAGCGAGCCAUCAGUUCCGUGUGCAGCUAUAUCGUGUACCAGUGUAGUAGGCCGGCUCCGCUGCACUCCCGGGAUCUGCACUCCAUGAUUGUGGCAGCUUUUCAGUGUCUCUGUGUCUGGCUGACGGAGCACCCUGAUAUGCUUGAUGAGAAGGACUGCCUUAAGGAAGUACUUGAAAUUGUGGAACUGGGUAUCUCAGGAAGUAAGUCUAAGAAUAGUGAGCAAGAGGUCAAGUACAAAGGAGAUAAGGAGCCAAACCCUGCGUCUAUGAGGGUAAAGGAUGCUGCUGAAGCCACCCUAACAUGUAUCAUGCAAUUGCUUGGUGCAUUUCCUUCACCCAGUGGCCCUGCCUCUCCUUGUAGUCUGGUGAAUGAGACCACGUUGGUUAAGUACUCCAGACUGCCGACCAUAAACAAGCAUAGUUUCCGGUACUUUGUCUUGGAUAACAGUGUCAUCCUGGCAAUGCUGGAGCAGCCUCUUGGAAACGAACAGAAUGAUUUUUUCCCUUCUGUCACUGUGCUGGUCCGGGGAACAUCUGGAAGACUUGCUUGGGCACAACAGCUUUGCCUUUUACCCAGAGGAGCAAAAGCAAACCAGAAGCUUUUUGUUCCUGAACCCCGUCCUGUUCCUAAAAAUGAUGUUGGGUUUAAAUAUACUGUGAAGCAUCGACCAUUUCCUGAAGAGGUAGACAAGAUUCCUUUCGUGAAAGCAGAUCUGAGCAUUCCAGACUUGCAUGAAAUCGUCACUGAAGAAUUAGAAGAGAGACAUGAAAAAUUAAGGAAUGGCAUGGCUCAGCAGAUUGCAUAUGAAAUACACCUUGAACAGCAAAGUGAGGAGGAAUUACGGAAGAAAAGCUUUCCUGAUCCAAUUACGGACUGUAAGCCGCCACCUCCUGCACAGGAAUUCCAAACAGCACGCCUUUUCCUUUCACACUUUGGAUUUUUAUCAUUAGAAGCAUUGAAGGAACCUGCGAAUAGUCGUCUACCUCCUCACCUUAUUGCACUUGACUCCACGAUACCUGGAUUUUUUGAUGACCUUGGGUAUCUGGACCUCUUGCCAUGUCGUCCCUUUGACACAGUUUUUGUUUUCUAUAUGAAGCCAGGCCAGAAGACAAACCAAGAGAUUUUAAAGAAUGUGGAGUCUUCCAGAAGUGUUCAGCCACAUUUCCUAGAGUUUUUGCUCUCCCUUGGCUGGUCAGUAGAUGUGGGAAGACAUCCUGGUUGGACAGGACAUGUCUCCACCAGUUGGUCUAUUAAUAUUUGUGAUGAUGGUGAAAGCUCUGAACAAGAUGAAGUAAUUUCCUCUGAAGAUGUUGGGGCUAGCAUUUUCAAUGGACAGAAGAAGGUGCUGUAUUAUGCUGAUGCCCUGACAGAAAUAGCUUUUGUGGUUCCUUCUCCUGUGGAAUCUUUAACUGAUUCAUUAGAAAGUAACAUCUCGGACCAAGAUAGUGAUUCAAAUAUGGAUCUUAUGCCAGGAAUUCUAAAACAGCCAUCCCUGACACUUGAGCUUUUCCCCAAUCAUACAGACAAUCUUAAUUCCUCACAGAGGCUCAGUCCCAGUUCCAGAAUGAAGAUGCUGCCUCAGGGGCGCCCUGUGCCUCCCCUAGGACCUGAGACCAGAGUUUCUGUAGUCUGGGUGGAACGCUAUGACGAUAUCGAAAAUUUUCCCCUUUCAGACCUGAUGACAGAGAUCAGUACUGGUGUGGAAACUACUGCAAAUAGUAGCACUUCUCUCAGAUCAACCACUCUUGAAAAAGAAGUCCCUGUCAUCUUCAUCCACCCUUUAAACACUGGAUUAUUCCGGAUAAAAACUCAAGGAGCCACUGGAAAGUUCAACAUGGUCAUCCCUCUCGUGGACGGGAUGAUCGUCAGCAGGCGAGCACUUGGGUUCCUGGUGAGGCAAACUGUCAUUAAUAUUUGUAGAAGAAAGAGACUGGAGAGCGACUCCUACAGUCCACCCCAUGUGCGCCGGAAACAGAAGAUCACCGACAUUGUCAACAAGUACCGCAAUAAGCAGUUGGAGCCAGAGUUUUAUACGUCACUGUUCCAGGAGGUUGGACUACAGAGCUGCAGUUCUUAGACCACUGUCUGUCUGCAAUGGUCUAACUCCAGUUUCGGGGGCUAUGAUAUCAAAGCCAACUACUUGACAGGUGAUCACUGUACAAAUAAAAGCAAAUCACUCCUUAAGAGCUUACUGUUUAAUCACCAGACUAGAAGAAGCGCAUUGUAAACCCAUUUGAUAGAAGACUUUUUUUGGCUUCUUAGUGAAAUGGGCUCCCAGACACAAUCAGAUUCCUGCUGGUAAUGACAUUAAACGUUUUAGCCAUAAACUUUCUUUUUAAAGUGACAAUUUCAGUGAAAUGUAAGCCUUUGCAGGAGAAAGGCUUGUAUGCAUCUCAGUUAAAUGUGUGCAUUGGUAGGUAGUAUCAACAAGUUUGCAAAUUAGAAGUUGAAGAUAGUUUUAUACCUCACUUUAGGAGGUUGUGAUUAAAAUCUGUCCAGAAUCUCCUAGGACAUUAAGAACUCAACAGUGCCGAUCGCCUGGCGGAGCAGGAAAGAGCUCGGCCUCUGCUCGCUCGUGGGCCCACUUUCUGUCCCGCUGUCCGACUGACGAAAAGAAGACGGUUUUUGCUCAGAUCAGAAAUCUGACAUUAAAAAUGUCCUAUUUUCUCUCUACCCUUCACAAAGUUGCCAGUCUCGUCACCAUACAGCGGAUCCGUGUGAAGGCCCCGGUUCCUGGGCAACCAGGAUCCGCUCCCUCACGGAGUACAGUGCCCUGUACUUGCAUGGGGCGCAGAGAUCUGUAGCACUAGAAGCUGGAUGGCAGCAGUGAUCCUGCACUCUCCACAGGGGCCGGCAUGGUGGCAGGACGUCAGGUGGCACACUUGUGUCCCUUGGUUAAAGAUCAAGAGGUGUGCAUUCACAACAAGGACUGACGAUGACUUGGUCUCAUGCACUGUUUCUUACUUCAGGACCAAGCAGGAAACUGCACUGGUUUAUGAAGGAUUCUAAUUUGAGGCUUAGGAACUAGCUUCCUGGAGCUAGUGAUUCCAAUCUCUCUCAGAAAGCUACUGGAUUUCAUCAUCGACAAGCAUUGGUGGCCACCUCCUUAGGUGGCUGGUCUUAGAAAUGGUGACGGUUGUUUUCUGGACUUUGCCAGCUGAUGGCACCACAAGUCCCUGUCAGGGUUUGGAACGACUUGUGUUACCUUGCUGCUACUUUUCUGCCAGGGAUGAACACUGAGGUGGCCGGAGCAGCACAUCCUUAUGCGAUGCUUGCUACAGUGCUAGAGGGGACACUGCUCAUCUCUCCUGUCCUGUUUGAUUUCUGCUUUCUAAAUUAUGAUGAUUUUGUAUUAUGAACACAAGUGACAUUUGAAUUCCAAAGAGGCGUGAUCACAGGUGUAUAAGGGGUGUUCUCCCCGCCCUGCCCGCCCCCCCCCAAAACUGGUGUCAGUAGGUUGUGUAGAUCAGACCUCCUAUGGUCCGGUUCAGUUACUGCUCUUGCUUUGGUGGUUUCAGUGGGGGAGAAGGGGAGUGUAGGACCUGGUGCCCUGUGCAGUUAUUUCUAUUCCAGAACUAUGGGCAUAGCAGCUGUUGGUUUUAUGUUUGCCAUACCCUUGUUUUCCUGUUUGUUUUAAGCUCAGGUAAAGAUAACUUCUUCCUCUUAUGACUCCACUUUCCAUUCAGGGUUUCCUAUCAUUCAACAAUUGACUUCCUUUUUAAGCUGGGCGAAAAAGUGAUGCUCCCAGAUGGUAACAUGGGGGAAGGGUCCAUAAUAAGAUUGGCCCGUCCUACCCUAAAUUAUGUUUCAGUAAUUACAGCAUAGUUCCAGAUUGAGCAUUUCAAGUGAAAGUGGGCCCAUGUUCUAUUGAAGUGAGCAAAAGGCUGUAAGUUGAUGUGCAACUUAGAACAUUCCAGAGGUUACAAAGAACUGAUGUAGAUAUCCAUCCUCAGUAUGAUUCUUCUGAUGAAACUUUUACCUUUGGCAUAGUUUUAAGGUCAGAAAAAUGUAUUGGGGUGGGGGAGGGUGUUGGAGGUAGGUUUGCUGAUCCUGUAAUUAGCCCGAGUCUGGCAACUUUGUGUAAUUCUAAUUGCUUUGUUAAGUGGACAGCCAUGUGGAGUGGGACGUGUAACUGGGAAGACUUUGUGGUCUCCCAGAGGAGGAGGGGUAAGUUCUGACAUAUGCAGCUCUCAAUUGCCGGAGAGCCCCCAAUGUGGGCAGCAGCAGCAGCAGAAAAUGGGGUAUCCUUCCCUAGUCGAGGGUUGGUCUCCUCUCACAGUGGCACCUACAAAAAAGAUCCUGCUCUUGGAUCUUCCAUAGUGUGGGUUUGAGUUCAUGGUCACUGAGUUCACCCGACUGACUUUGUGAAGACCACUUUGAGUAGAAUGAUGCCAGAGGAAGAUACUCGUUCUUGGUUGUUAUCUUGAGUGGUCUGCCUGGUGAAUGCAAUAGCAUGUGUUCACCACACCUUGGGGCGAGGGUUGCACAGCAGUUCCUGCGUGAAGUGGGAGCAUGUGGGAAGGAGGGAGGCCAACCCAGGGAAUAGCGGAUGGAGUCUUCCUCUCUGGUUCGGAGCGCUGAGGACAGCGAGGAGGGCUCUUUCCUCUUUCACCCUUCCCUUUUCAGCCAUUGCUUCCUGCAAAGAACCCCUUCUUCUCCUUCAGCCCUUUCAAAGGAAUUGUUGUGUGGCGGCUUGACCAAUCCCAUCCCUGCCCAUCCCACCCCCCACUACUACCACUAACAACACAACACAUAUCCUGUCCUCCAGUUUGAACUCUUCCUAUCAGAGCAAGCCCAUUUUCCUUGGACUCAUUUAUAAAUAACAAAAUCUAUCCAUGUUUGGCUUGUAAUGUCAGUUGCCUUCAGGCGGUGUGCGUGGUUGCUUCCUAUACACCGGGCAGCAUGAAGGUUAGAGGCUCAGGCUUCGAGGAAACUUCGCUCGCACUGGGAGUCUUCCCCACCUCCCCUCCCCAAGCCACGGUGUGUGGCUGGUGAGGACUGUCUGGCACAGUUCCUGGCGGUAGUUCUCCAUUCAGCACGUUAAAGCCCGGCGGUCUAGUUUUCUUAAAAUGAGAGUUCACUCGUUGAUUCACAUGAAAUGGCCACUUGACUUCAGUCAUCUCUUUCAAAGCUUUCCAUCACAGCCUCCUCUCCUGCCACGGAGUGGGGAGGGUGGGGUUGGGCAGGCAGUCACCCCUCUGUCCAGUGUGGAAUCUAAGUGUGGGCUUCUCCGUGGCUAAGAAGCCAUGUACUCUGUAGUGUUUUUCUCAGAACAUCAAUGCCUGUUCAGAUGCUCUUCUUUUUUAGCGGUGAGGGUAUAGGUGUCAUUUGGGAUUCCACAGUGCCUUGCAUAUAGUAGGCGCCCCAGUAAAUAGUUGUUGAGUCAAACCCAAGUUUCCCAAGCCCUCGUCUCAUGGUGACCAAGAACAUCUUUCUCCUCUGAAGGGCUUGGCAGUUGUGGCUUUAAAAAAAAAAGCAGUAUCAUUAUUUGCUUGAAAUCAUAUAUACAAUUUGUAUGAAUUUCAGUAUGUUGCCAAGACAUAAUCUUUUUCUUACUGUAUUUUCUGUAAAUAUUUCUGGCACUGAACUGUAAAGUUAAGGCAAACUGUAAAUAUGAAGAUAUGAAGGUGUCUCCAUGUCCCCUCGCCUCCUGUGUUCGACCUUCUGUCAGGGGAGAAGGCCCAGAGGCUUGUUUGUAUUUAUGCCGAUUCUUUGUCCAGAAGAAACCCAUGGAAUAUUGAAUGUAAUACAUUUAGUCAAUUAAAUUUUAAGGAGAUUCUUA